ACGCGGGGAGCCGGGUAACAGGUGUCUUCUGUUCUUGUUGGAGCUCCGGCCAUCACUGGGAGUGACCGACCGAGGCCGCAGAGAUGGCCGGGGCCUCGGUGAAGGUGGCGGUGCGCGUCCGCCCCUUCAAUUCCCGGGAGAUGAGCCGAGACUCCAAGUGCAUCAUCCAGAUGUCGGGCAGCACCACCACCAUCGUCAACCCCAAGCAGCCCAAGGAGACGCCCAAGAGCUUCAGCUUCGACUACUCCUACUGGUCACACACCUCGCCCGAGGACAUCAACUACGCCUCGCAGAAGCAGGUGUACCGCGACAUCGGGGAGGAGAUGCUGCAGCAUGCCUUCGAGGGCUACAACGUGUGCAUCUUUGCCUAUGGGCAGACGGGCGCCGGCAAGUCCUACACCAUGAUGGGCAAGCAGGAGAAGGACCAGCAGGGCAUCAUCCCCCAGCUCUGUGAAGACCUCUUCUCUCGGAUCAAUGACACGACCAAUGACAACAUGUCCUACUCUGUGGAGGUCAGCUACAUGGAGAUCUACUGCGAGCGUGUCCGUGACCUCCUGAACCCCAAAAACAAAGGCAACCUGCGCGUGAGGGAGCACCCCUUGCUGGGGCCCUAUGUGGAGGACCUCUCCAAGCUGGCUGUCACUUCCUACAAUGACAUCCAGGACCUCAUGGACUCAGGGAACAAGGCCAGGACCGUGGCGGCCACAAACAUGAAUGAGACCAGCAGUCGCUCCCACGCCGUCUUCAACAUCAUCUUCACCCAGAAGCGCCACGACGCGGAGACCGACAUCACCACGGAGAAGGUGAGCAAGAUCAGCCUGGUGGACCUGGCCGGGAGUGAGCGGGCCGACUCCACUGGAGCCAAGGGCACGCGCCUCAAGGAGGGCGCCAACAUCAACAAGUCCUUGACCACGCUGGGGAAGGUCAUCUCUGCCCUGGCGGAAAUGGACUCUGGACCCAAUAAGAACAAGAAAAAGAAGAAGACGGAUUUCAUCCCCUACAGAGACUCUGUGCUGACCUGGCUCCUCCGGGAAAACCUGGGUGGUAACUCAAGGACAGCGAUGGUGGCAGCCCUGAGUCCUGCAGAUAUCAAUUAUGACGAGACCCUCAGCACACUGAGGUAUGCCGACCGGGCCAAGCAGAUCCGCUGUAAUGCCGUCAUUAAUGAGGACCCCAACAACAAGCUGAUCCGAGAGCUGAAGGAUGAGGUGACCCGGCUUCGGGACCUGCUGUACGCCCAGGGUCUUGGUGACAUCACCGACACCAACACUGUGCCCGGAGGACCCAAAUACAUGUCCGACCUUGAGAACAAUAACCGUAACCAUGGUGAGGCCGCCCUGAGUCCAGCCCCUGACCCUCUCUCCACAGUGACCAACGCCCUGGUGGGCAUGAGCCCCUCAUCCUCGCUGUCCGCCCUGUCCAGCCGUGCGGCCUCCGUAUCCAGCCUGCACGAGCGCAUCUUGUUUGCCCCAGGCAGUGAGGAGGCCAUUGAAAGGCUGAAGGAGACAGAGAAGAUCAUUGCCGAGCUCAAUGAAACCUGGGAGGAGAAGCUGCGGCGGACGGAAGCCAUCCGGAUGGAGAGGGAGGCCCUGCUGGCUGAGAUGGGCGUGGCCAUGCGGGAGGAUGGCGGUACCUUGGGUGUGUUCUCUCCCAAAAAGACGCCGCAUCUCGUCAACCUGAAUGAGGACCCACUGAUGUCUGAGUGCCUUCUCUACUACAUCAAGGACGGGAUCACCAGGGUGGGCAGGGAGGACGCAGAGAGGCGGCAGGACAUCGUCCUGAGCGGGCACUUCAUCAAGGAGGAGCACUGUGUCUUCCGGAGUGACAUGCGGGGCGGCAGCGAAGCUGUGGUGACACUGGAGCCCUGCGAGGGCGCAGAUACGUACGUCAACGGCAAAAAAGUGACCGAGCCCAGCAUCCUGCGCUCAGGAAACCGCAUUAUCAUGGGUAAGAGCCACGUGUUCCGGUUCAACCACCCGGAGCAGGCCCGGCAGGAGCGCGAGCGCACCCCCUGUGCAGAGACGCCUGCCGAGCCCGUGGACUGGGCCUUUGCACAGCGUGAGCUGCUGGAGAAGCAGGGCAUCGACAUGAAACAGGAGAUGGAGCAGAGGCUCCAGGAGCUAGAGGACCAGUACCGCCGGGAACGUGAGGAGGCCACCUACCUGCUGGAGCAGCAGAGGCUGGACUAUGAGAGCAAGCUGGAGGCACUGCAGAAGCAGAUGGAGUCCAGGUACUAUCCGGAGGUGGCCGAGGAGGAAGAGGAGGAGCCGGAGGACGAAGUCCAGUGGACAGAGCGGGAGUGUGAGCUGGCGCUGUGGGCCUUCCGCAAAUGGAAGUGGUACCAGUUCACAUCGCUGCGGGACCUGCUGUGGGGCAAUGCCAUCUUCCUCAAGGAGGCCAAUGCCAUCAGUGUGGAGCUGAAGAAAAAGGUCCAGUUCCAGUUUGUCCUCCUCACGGACACCCUGUACUCCCCACUGCCACCGGAUCUGCUGCCCCCAGAAGCCGCCAAAGAACGAGAGACACGCCCCUUCCCCCGCACCAUCGUGGCCGUGGAGGUCCAGGACCAGAAGAAUGGGGCCACCCACUACUGGACGCUGGAGAAGCUCAGGCAGCGCCUGGACCUGAUGCGGGAGAUGUACGACAGGGCCGCGGAGGUGCCCGCCAGCGUUGUUGAGGACUGUGACAACGUGGUGACCGGCGGGGACCCUUUCUACGACCGCUUUCCCUGGUUCCGACUGGUGGGCAGUUCAGUCAUCUCUGGCUGCAACAGCUACCCUCUUCUCAACACAUGCAUGAGCGAGCGCAUGGCUGCUCUCACCCCCUCCCCCACCUUCUCGAGCCCCGACUCCGACGCCACCGAGCCUGCCGAGGAGCAGAGCGUGGGGGAGGAGGAGGAGGAGGAGGAGGAGGAGGAGGAGGAGGAGGACCUGGAGGACGACGUCUUUCCGGAGCGCGCGCUGUGCAACGGCCGGGACCCGUUUUACGACCGGUCCCCCCUGUUCAGUGUAGUAGGAAGGGCCUUCGUGUACCUGAGCAACCUGCUGUACCCCGUGCCCCUGGUGCACCGCGUGGCCAUCGUGAGUGAGAAGGGCGAGGUGAAGGGCUUCCUGCGUGUGGCUGUGCAGGCCAUCUCAGCUGACGAGGAAGCCCCCGAUUAUGGCUCUGGUGUCCGCCAGUCAGGAACUGCUAAGAUCUCUUUCGACGACCAGCAUUUUGAAAAGUUCCAGUCCGAGUCCUGCCCCGUGGUGGGGAUGUCCCGCUCGGGAACCUCCCAGGAGGAGCUGCGCAUUGUGGAGGGCCAGGGCCAGGGCGCAGACACAGGGCCCUCAGCUGAUGAGGUCAACAACAACACCUGCUCUGCAGCAGUGCCCCCGGAUGGCCUCCUCUUGGACAGCCCCGAGAAAGCCACCCUGGAGGGGCCCCUGGAUGCCGCCCUAGACCACCUCCGCCUGGGCAGCACCUUCACCUUCCGCGUGACCGUCCUGCAGGCGUCCAGCAUCUCUGCCGAAUAUGCCGACAUCUUCUGCCAGUUCAACUUCAUCCAUCGGCACGACGAGGCCUUCUCCACAGAGCCCCUGAAGAACACGGGCAGGGGCCCUCCACUUGGCUUCUACCACGUCCAGAACAUUGCGGUGGAGGUGACCAAGUCCUUCAUCGAGUACAUCAAGAGCCAGCCCAUUGUGUUCGAGGUCUUUGGCCACUACCAGCAGCACCCUUUCCCGCCCCUCUGCAAGGACGUGCUCAGCCCCCUGAGGCCUUCCCGCCGCCACUUCCCGCGUGUCAUGCCGCUGUCCAAGCCAGUGCCCGCCACUAAGCUCAGCACGCUGACGCGGCCCUGCCCUGGGCCCUGCCACUGCAAGUACGACCUGCUGGUCUACUUCGAGAUCUGCGAGCUGGAGGCCAACGGCGAUUACAUUCCAGCCGUGGUGGACCACCGCGGGGGCAUGCCCUGCAUGGGGACCUUCCUCCUGCACCAGGGCAUCCAGAGACGGAUAACCGUGACGCUGCUGCACGAGACGGGCAGCCACAUCCGCUGGAAGGAAGUGCGGGAGCUGGUCGUGGGUCGCAUCCGAAACACUCCCGAAACUGACGAGUCCCUGAUUGACCCCAACAUCUUGUCUCUCAACAUCCUGUCCUCUGGCUACAUCCACCCAGCCCAGGAUGACCGGCAGUUUCUUGAUUCGGACAUCCCUAGCGUGUCCUUCGGAAUUGACACUAGGACUUUCUUCCAGUUUGAGGCCGCCUGGGACAGCUCCAUGCACAACUCCCUUCUGCUGAACCGCGUCACCCCGUACCGGGAGAAGAUCUACAUGACCCUGUCCGCCUACAUCGAGAUGGAGAACUGCACGCAGCCGGCCGUCAUCACCAAGGACUUCUGCAUGGUCUUCUACUCCCGUGAUGCCAAACUGCCAGCCUCGCGCUCCAUCCGCAACCUGUUUGGCAGCGGAAGCCUGCGGGCCUCGGAGGGCAACCGCGUGACGGGUGUGUAUGAGCUCAGCCUGUGCCACGUGGCCGACGCGGGGAGCCCAGGGAUGCAGCGGCGGCGCCGGCGGGUGCUGGACACGUCCGUGGCCUACGUCCGCGGUGAGGAGAACCUGGCUGGCUGGCGGCCCCGCAGCGACAGCCUGAUCCUGGACCACCAGUGGGAGCUGGAGAAGCUGAGCCUCCUGCAGGAGGUGGAGAAGACCCGGCACUAUCUGCUUCUGCGGGAGAAGCUGGAGACCACCCAGCGGCCCGGGCCUGACGCGCUGUCCCCCGUCUCCAGCGAGGAUUCCGAGUCCCGCAGCUCCUCUGGCGCCUCCUCCCCGCUGUCAGCUGAGGGCCGCCCUUCGCCCCUGGAGGCUCCCAGCGAGAGGCAGCGGGAGCUGGCUGUCAAGUGCCUGCGCCUCCUCACGCACACGUUCAACAGGGAAUACACACACAGCCACGUCUGCAUCAGCGCCAGCGAGAGCAAGCUCUCCGAGAUGUCUGUCACCCUGCUGCGAGACCCGUCCAUGUCCCCCCUGGAUGCAACCACGCUCACCCCAUCCUCCACCUGCCCCUCUCUGGUGGAAGGACGCUAUGGUGCCGCCGAUGUGAGGACCCCCCAGCCCUGCUCCCGGCCCUCCAGCCCAGAACCUGAGCUAGUGCCCGAGGCUGACUGCAAGAAGCUCCCCUCCCCUGUCCAGGCGACCGAGGCAGACAAGGAGCCCCAGCGUCUGCUGGUCCCUGACAUCCAGGAGAUCCGCGUCAGCCCGAUCGUGUCCAAGAAGGGUUACCUGCACUUCCUGGAGCCGCACACGGCUGGCUGGGCCAAGCGCUUCGUGGUGGUGCGGCGCCCCUACGCCUACAUGUACAACAGUGACAAGGACACCGUGGAGAGGUUCGUGCUCAACCUCUCCACCGCCCAGGUGGAGUACAGUGAGGACCAGCAGGCCAUGCUCAAGACGCCCAACACGUUCGCAGUGUGCACGGAGCACCGUGGCAUCCUGCUGCAGGCCAGCAGCGACAAGGACAUGCACGACUGGCUGUAUGCGUUCAACCCGCUGCUGGCGGGGACCAUAAGGUCCAAGCUGUCCAGGAGGAGGUCCGCGCAGAUGCGGGUCUGAGCCAAGCCCUCCCGAAGCCCGCAGCCGGCCCUCCCAUCCUCAUCCCCAUCUGUCCUGUCAUCCGCCACCCAGCCCUUCCCCACCAGGGGGCGCCCUGCUGGGCCCAGCGACCCCUCUGGCCGGGGCCUGCGCACACAGGCAGUGGAUUGGGGAGGAAGCUGCACAUGCUGCCCUUUCUCCUUCCAAGACCGCUGGAGCCGGAGAGUUGGGACGUGCGGAAAGGCCAGAGGGCACAGACCGGGAGUCGCUGCUGCUCUCCUAUUUUUUUAAGCAUAGACAGACUUAUAAUUAAUAUCUGUUAGGUAGUGAUGUUCAAACAGUCCACUGAGAAAUUAACUAUAAGACUGUGUACUAUUUAUAAGUAUUUAUUUCUAAUGCCUCGUAGCCCCGUGAGAGUCAGAUGUUCCCACCCUUGUCCCACGUGCUCACCGGCCUGCCAGGGGAGGAAUGAGGGGACGCCCCUGCCCGGACCAGGCUUCUCAGAGGGCAGGGCUGGUGGCGCUUGGGAUCUGUGGGUGCCUGAGCUGGCCAGCAGCUCCAAAGGUGGACACAGAGGGUGGUGCCAGCAGCUGGAGGAUGAGCUGGUGAGACUAGGCCCAGGGAUGGUCCCGGGCAGGGCUAGGGGAGAAGGUUAGGGUCCCCGUGCGGGUGUCCAGGGUCCCCGUGCGGGUGUCUGUCCACGGUCCCAUGCGGGUGUCCAGGCCAGUGGGCCGGUGCCCGGGCUGGGUGAGGGCUAUAGGCACAGUGGCAUUUGGGCUGAGGUCCCGGCCUCUCUGGCUAAGUGAGGAGAGUGCUGCAGAGUGGCUCUGGGCAGGAGUCGGGUUUCUCACAGACGCUUUCUCCUCUGCCCCGGGGAGAGAGUCUGCUGCCCUGCAGAGGUGUCUGUCAGGCAGACCAGGGUGCCCCAUGCUGGCUAUCAUCAUCAUGGGGCUCUUUCAUCUGCAACUGGGGUCAUUUGGAAACAGGAACCAAGCAGGCUGCACGCACGGGGCUGGGGUGAGCCGGGAGCCAGGCUGUCCCCAGGAGGCCCAGACACGACAUGCAGACACUCACGAGUCUGUGCCCUGCUGAUGGAAGCGUGCACAGCAUCUCCUGGGGGGCGGGGCGGGGACACCACACUCACUAGGAGGGUUCUGGAUCCAGAUUUCCUGUGGGCAGUGCCAAGGCUCCUUAACCUUUGCCCAGGCAGCCUGGGCUCAGGGGAGAGGGGAGCUCAGCUUCCAUACCUGGGCCUCCCUCCCCAGCCCUAGCACCCAUCCCAGGAAACCACACCCCUGCAGCCAUGACAUGCUGCUCUUUUAGAGACCCCAGGUGAGGAUGCCCCCCCAGACCAAAAGUACCUUGACUGAGCGCCAGGUGGGUGCUGCCCACUGUGAACCUCGGAGGCGCUGGGCUGACACAGAGCAACAGGCACUGCAUGAGUUCCCACGCUGGCACUAGGACCCCCUCAGGCAGGGAGAAGAGAUGGGGCUCCCCAGGGCGAGUCCCGGCGGAAGAGGGGUCAGGCCCACUGCACCUGCGCAGGCCAGCCAGCCUGAAGCCAUGGCACAGGGGUCUGGGCCCAGCCAGCAUGUAGUGCCUGCGGCCAGCCAGCCUGCAGAGCACUGCGGCCGGGAGGGAGGGAGCCCCAAGCCAUGGAGCUGAGGACGGUCCUUUUAGCCUAAACAGAGGGGGCUUCCAGUGGUCCCUGCUCUGUGGGGAGGUCCCAGUCAGAGCUGGGAACCCAGAGGUGAUGGUGAGAGAGGUCCAACCACCCCACCCUGCCGAGGAGAUUCCCUGUGCGUUAGGACAGCGAAGCAGCUCCUGCACUCCCAGCGCCUGGGUUCCACACCUGUGAGAAGGCUGGCAUCGGAGCACAGAGAAGGGCGUGUAGUCUGGCUGUGGGCACUGUUUCCCACUGAGUGAAGCUGAGAAAGCUCUAGGAGGCCCUUCUCUAGGCCCUGUUGUUCCGAUGCCUGGUGCUGCCCGGGCUUGGGGUGGACAGGGUUCUCCAGGAGAUGCCAGUGCUGGGGGCACCGGCUGCGCACACCCCGCACACCGGACGGCUGUGGUGACGGCCCUCCCCGCCAGUCACAUGCCAAGUGGGGACCCCAGAAGCCAGGCGCCUUGCCCCGGGGGCCAUGCAGCUCCCCAGACAGACAGGCUGUGGCUGACCGGCUUGCCCCUGGGCCUGAGCCUCCCGUAGCUCAUCCAUCCCGAAGGCCCCUGUGUCAGAGGGCCCCCCUGGCUUGUACAUAACGUGAUUGCGGUGGGCACGCGCGGCCCGCGUUGUAACACCACCCGUGUAACGGUUCAGUCCCCGAUGUCUUACACCGAGUGUUAGCUGUAGGCUCCUGUCCCCUGUGUGCACUCAAUGCUGUCCAUGGAGAAAUAAACGUGGCUCGUACGCAGCCCACACGUGG
This is a messenger RNA of Chinchilla lanigera (long-tailed chinchilla), 7990 nucleotides long. RefSeq names its product kinesin family member 1A (gene Kif1a). Gene Ontology annotation, biological process: microtubule-based movement. Gene Ontology annotation, molecular function: ATP binding; microtubule binding; microtubule motor activity. The record is from RefSeq and is a predicted model, not a curated record. Lineage: Eukaryota; Metazoa; Chordata; Mammalia; Rodentia; Chinchillidae. The transcript has 51 exons. Bases 84 to 5588 code for a protein of 1834 amino acids.